CACGUGAGCUUCUAUCACAUAAUCAACAUCGUUUCGCCAAGUCCAGAAUACACGCGUUGGUUAGAUGAUGCACCAUCUUGAGGACCGAAGCGACUGCAUCAUCUUCACUCCGACAUUCACACCGCAACCAUGGGCCACCACAAUCGGCAUUUUGGGGGCGAUCUCCAUGCCAAUGCCGGGAUUUGGAGCCCUUCAACCAGCGCCGCCAACUUCUGCGAAGAGGAUUACGCCAUGACUCGGUACAUCGCCGAGUUCAUCAAUUCCCUAACCAACCUCGCAUACAUAUACCUAGGCCUUCGACAUCCCCAGUCCCAGCACGCACCACCAUCCCCAUCCCCCAUCCCCGACCUCAUGUCCGCCUCCCUCCUCCUCGUCGGCGUCACCUCCUUCAUGUUCCACGCCACCCUCCGCCAGACAUUCCAGCUCUCAGACGACGUGUCCAUGCUCCUCCUCGCCGCCGCGAUCCUGCAGGCACUAUACUGCAACGGCCAACCGGCUGCCAGGGCCCGGCUCACCACGGGCGCCAUCUACGCGUGCGUGUGCGCCAUGUCCGCCGUGUACGUCCGGAGCGGCGACGUCCGCGUCCAUGCGUGCAUGUUCGCGGGCUUGCUCCAGCUCGUUUGGCCGCGGACGCUGUAUCUCGUCUGUCGUCGCGAGGGGUCUGAUCCAGCGAGGGCUUUGCAGCUUCGGGGGUUUCGGAGGGCGGUCGGCACGCUGGUGUUCGCGCUUGGGGUGUGGUAUGUAGACCUUGAGUGGUGCGCGGAGCUGAGGAGGCUGCGAGAGGCUGUCGGCCUUCCUUGGGCUUGGUUGUUGGAGUUGCAUGGCUGGUGGCAUGUAUUGACGGCUGUCGGUGCUGCUACUUACAUCGACCUGGUUCGGGAUUUGUGUGGGUAGGACAAGCCUGUGUCGGGGUGAUGGGUGAGUAAAUGGGUACUGUUGGGUCUGGUCUAAGCCAAAAUCCUUUGGAGCAAGAAGUAUCACACACAAGUCUUACACAUCUUCGGGAGGAUGAUCUAUGCGUGAUGAAGUCGCAUCAGCUCGACACCAAUCUCUACGUCUUUCUCGUCAACCGAGCCAAAGACACAACACGGACCAGCCCCCAAGUGACUGGAAGUCACCCACCAACCCCUGAAUGA
Messenger RNA from Phialemonium atrogriseum, 1136 nucleotides. RefSeq names its product ceramidase. The record is from RefSeq and is a predicted model, not a curated record. NCBI's taxonomy places the organism in Eukaryota, Fungi, Ascomycota, Sordariomycetes, Cephalothecales, Cephalothecaceae. Gene Ontology annotation, cellular component: endoplasmic reticulum membrane. Bases 130 to 894 code for a protein of 254 amino acids. The transcript has 3 exons. Gene Ontology annotation, biological process: ceramide biosynthetic process; ceramide catabolic process.